AUGCAGCUGCCGUUUGAGCUGGCUUUCCUCACCACGACUGAGAAGAGAGCGCUUGGAGUUUCAGCACCUCGGAGAGCGACCGUGCUCCUGCGUCCUGCACUGCGUGAGGACAAGAGCGCCCCCAGCGGUUCAUCCACGCACCGACAGGACAGAGGCAGCAGCAGCAUCAGCCCUGUUCAGGAGCAGGAAUGGGUUAAUGACGAGGAGAAGGCAGGAGAUCAGGAAGAAGUCGUCAUUUCAGAAAGAGCCGCUGGUAAACAGAAGGGUGUGUUCCAUGGGUGCAGUGGAUUUGGCCUCAUGUUUGACAGGGUUUGUGUUUGUGAAAGUAUUUUGUAA
Molecule: messenger RNA, 336 nt
Organism: Knipowitschia caucasica
Lineage: Eukaryota; Metazoa; Chordata; Actinopteri; Gobiiformes; Gobiidae
Source: the annotation of a GenBank genome assembly